GUUAAAGUCCGAGGCGGGCGCAGAGCAGCACCACACCGGCUUCAGGCUGGCGCGCGUGGCCACUCGGGAGGACAUGAGUGAGAAACGGGCCGCCGAGCCCGGCCCGAGCCAGGUCGGGAAGAAGAGAAAGAAAGAGGUGAAGGCGGAGAUGUCGCAUGCGGUCACGGAAGAGACCUUGAAAAGGCAGAUGGCCGAGGCCUGGAGUAGCAGGACGCCGUUCCGCCACGAUGCUAUUGUCAUGGACAUGGACCCUUUCCUUCACUGUGUGAUCCCAAAUUUCAUCCAAAACCAAAACUUGGUGGAAGAGCUGCAGAAAGAACUUUUGAACUUGAACUUCCAUGAAAAGUGUAAUGAUCUGUAUAAGUUCCAUCAGUCUGAUGAUUUGAAGAAGAGAAGAGAACCUCACAUCUGUGCUUUAAGGAAAAUUCUAUAUGAAGAUUUCCGAACCUGGAUUUCUGACAUUUCUAAGAUGGACCUGGAAUCAACCAUUGACAUGUCCUGUGCUAAAUAUGAAUUUUCAGAUGCCCUGCUCUGCCAUGAUGAUGAGCUGGAAGGGCGGCGGAUCGCCUUCAUUCUUUACCUGGUUCCGCCCUGGGACCGAAGCUUGGGGGGCACCCUGGAUCUAUACAGUGUGGAUGAGCACUUUCAGCCGAAGCAGAUUGUCAAGUCUCUAGUCCCUUCAUGGAACACAUUGGUUUUCUUUGAAGUGUCUCCAGUAUCCUUCCACCAGGUGUCUGAAGUCCUCUCUGAAGAAAAGUCUCGUUUGUCCAUAAGUGGCUGGUUUCACGGUCCUUCAAUAACCAGACCUCCCAUGUACUUGGAGCCUCUCCUACCUCGGAGUCCUCACAUUCCUCAAGAUCAUGAAAUCUUGUAUGAGUGGAUCAACCCUACUUACCUGGACAUGGAUUACCAAAUUCAGAUUCAAGAAGAGUUUCAAGAAAGUUCCGAAAUUCUCCUCAAGGAGUUCCUUAAGCCUGAGAAAUUUGCCAAGGUCUGUGAGGCUUUGGAGAAAGGAGAUGUGAAGUGGAACAGCCGGGGUCCCCCCAAUAAAAGGUUCUAUGACAAAGCUGAGGAGAGCAAGCUUCCCGACAUACUGAAGGACUGCAUGGUGUUAUUCCGCUCCGAGGCAUUCUUCCUGCUGCUUUCCAACUUCACAGGUCUGAGACUUCACUUCCUGGCACCAUCCGAAGAUGAGACUGAGGACAAGAAAGUGGGAGAAGCUGCCACAGUUUCAGCUGACAUUGAAGAAGGUACUAGCCAUAGUUCCUUGGAGCCAGAGGCGGAUCCAGUGGCCGGUGGCAGCAGCAGCCCGCAGAGUGGGGAACAGAGCACCCCGGACCCAGGGGAGGUCACAGAAGAGGACGCAGCAAAGGAAGGAUCCAGUGUUCCCAUGUGCCACGGAGAGUUGAGGGGUUGGAAGACUGGUCACUAUACACUAAUCUAUGACAACAUCAAGACUGAAUUUGCCCUGGACUUACUUUUCUACUGUGGUUGUGAAGGCUGGGAUCCAGAGUUUGGAGGUUUUACUUGCUACAUUGCCAAAGGUGAAGACGAAGAGCUGCUAACAGUGAAUCCAGAAAGCAAUUCUUUGGCAUUGGUCUACAGAGAUAAAGAGACACUGAAAUUUGUCAAGCACAUUAACCAUCGAAGCCUAGAACAAAAGAAAACCAUCCCCAACAGAACAGGUUUCUGGGACUUUUCAUUUGUUUAUUAUGAAUGACGAGACAGGGCAGAGUGGAAAGAAGCCCUUCGUCAUGCUGGGCCGCCUGGAAGAGCACGGCAGGAAGAGAAGCAUUGCUGCAGAGGGUGUGCGGCCGGGCCUCGGCCUCUGCACCUGCAGCUCAGCCAAGGCUGAGAACGGACUGGCAUCUGAGCCCUGCUCUCUGGAAGGCAGCAGGACUUUUUCAACCAGUGGGAAAUUUCUACAGGCCAGCAAUCGAGGACCACUGGCCUUGCGACAAUGUUUCUAGAACUGUGUGUGGCUGUCCGUUAGUAAAACUCACCAUGAUUGUCCAUAAUCUAGACGUAGCACUUGGAGCUAGAGACUUACUCAGAUUAAAAGGGGCAAAAGGGAUUUUUUUUUUUGUCUUUGAGUUCAUUGUCCAUAUCACAUUUUUCUGUAUAUUCAUUUUGUUCUGCAUGCAACCUUCUCCGGCAUUGAUCACAAUUUUUCUUUCCAAAUUUCUUUUGGAAAGAAAAACUUUUCUUGCCAGACUUUUUUCCAACUUUCUUUUCCAAAUCAUUGUCCCUAAUAGACAAUGAUUCCCCAUUUUUCUCUCUCCUCCCCCACAUCAUCUCUCAAUUUUUUUGUUUAAACUUUACACCCAUUGGUAAAAAGACUCAACCAAUAAGGUCAAUAUAUAGCUAUUUAUAUAAAUUUUGCACAGACUAUAAAACAGAGGAUGAAAUAUAAAAUACAGCUAUUUCUAUUUUUUUCCAGUACCUACAUGGUAGUGGAGUAUUUUACAUGAUCCCAAUAUGGAAACAGCUUUUUUUUCCUUUUUGGGUCACACCUGGCGAUGCACAGGGAUUACUCCCGGCUCUGCACUCAGGAAUCACCCCUGGCGGUGCUCAGGGGACCAUGUGGGAUGCUGGGAAUCGAACCUGGGUCGGCCGAGUGCAGGUCAAACACCCUAUCCUUUGUCCUCUUGCUCCAACCCGGAAACAGCUUUUUAACCUUAGGAUAGUGAUACCCAACUUUAUUACUGAUGUUUUAAAUUCAGAGUUAGCCUCUUCAGUUCAUGAAGAACUUCAAAAGUUAAUUUCUGGCGUCAGGGAGUAAUAGUAUAGCAGAUAGGGAGCUUGCCUUACACAUGGGUAACCCAGAUUCAAUCCCUGGAAACCCCAUAUGAUUCCCAAGCCCCACCAGGUGUUCAGAGCCAGGAGUAGUAAGCCCUGAGCACUGCUGGGUGUGGCCCCAAAUAAAUAAAAAGUUAUUCGCAGUACUAUUACUUUUAUUCACUUGGUUCUAAUUAACACCCUCCUGUGGCAUAACCCAGUGGCAAUGUGAAAGCCGGGAAUGUAAAAGCAUCUUGUGUGCCACGCAGUUUGAGGUUCAUAUUUAAUAAAAUCCAAGAUACUAAACUUGUCUAAUUCAGGAGCACUGAGUCUGAAUUUUAGCAUAAUACACAAGUUUAUAUUUUGUUAAGUGCUUAUUAGCGUCUCCUUAAUCUCUGUCUAUGGUUUAGCCAAACAACACACUUACACACUAUUGAAUAAAAGGAAUUUUGGUGUCCACAGAAGAGUGAGUGAGUCCCUGAGGCCAGCUGUUACUGUCAGUUACAUCACCUGCAACCUGGUCUCUGGACUGAGAGAUGGUGCAACUUGCGGGUAGCUUUUAUCCACUGGAGAUACAUAGUGAUCCAGAAGCUUCUAAUACAUAAUGUUAAGAAAUACUAAGUUAUCCUUAAUUUCAUUUUGUAUCUACAUUUUUAGGGCCUGAAACCAAUGUUCAACUCCUUUUUUUUUUUCUUUUUUGGAUCAUACCUGGCGAUGCACAGGGGUUACGCCUGGCUCUGCACUCAGGAACCACUCCUGGCAGUGCUUAGGGGACCAUGCUGGGAAUCAAACCUGGUUUGGCUUCGUGCAAGGCAAAUGCCCUACCCGCUGUACUAUUGCUCCAGCCCCUCAACUACUAUUAAGCAUCACUGUAUCACUGUAUCACUGUCAUCCCAUUGUUCAUCUAUUUGCUCAUGCAGGCGCCAGUAAUGUCUCCAUUCAUCCCUGUUAUGUGCUAGUGUAGUGUGAUGGCGUAUUGGGGGCUCUCUCAGGAUCAGGGGAAUGAGGACCGUCGUUGUUACUGUUUUUGGCAUAUUGAGUACGCCACAGGUAGCUUGCCAGGCUCUGCCGUGUGGGCGGGAUACUCUCGGUAGCUUGCCGGGCUCCGAGAGGGCUUUUGGGGCGGCCUCUAAUCGCCUUUACAGAUGUUCUCAGUCUACCAAAUGUAAGCUUUUGGUCGACUGGCAUGUUGUAACGAUCUGCACUGACAAACACGCAUCUGCCUGCGUCUCUGGGCAGCACUUGGGACAUCUACAGCCUCAGGUUGAUCUCCUUGAGGUUGAUGGAGUGCGCCCAGAGGUAGCUGAGCAGCUUGCAGAGCAGGACCCUAUCACGGAGGGUCUGUACCAGGUCACCUGGUGGUUGGCUGACAGCACCCCACAGUGGAUGAGCCACAGCGCACAGUGCCACCACGGCUCUAUGUCCAUCAGCACUGUGACUCGGCCUGGCCGGGGAAGGCGGCGACGCUGCGGCCGCCGCUGUGGUUUCUCCAUGCCCUGACGACUCAUCAAGCAUCAAAAAGGAAAAUAAAGCAAGCAUUUUGUCUUGCGGGGGAGGGGGGUACACCCUGUGAUUGAUGGCCAGGGCUCUGUGCUCAGAAAUUACUCCUGGCAGUGCUCAGGAGGCCAUAUGGAAUGCCGGGGAUUGAACCUGGCUCAGCCGUGUGCAAGGGGAGUGCCUUACCCACUGUACUACCCAUAAAGCACGCAAUUUUUGACUUUUCAGAUAAAGCCAUGUUCGUGUCUCCAUGGCAUCUCAAUUCUUUUGGUUUGGGGGGCAUAUGUGGCAGUAAAGCCUGCACUCGGUUUGUUCAUGUGUACUCAGGCUUUUCUCAGUUAAUAGUGAACUUUUAUUUCUCAUAAUUACCUUGAGUAAAGGAAAGGUUCCCUCUGCCCUGCCCCCCAAGGAUAACAGGUUUUUUUGUUUUAUAUUUUGGUUUUUGGGUCACACCCAGUGAUACACAGGGGUUACUCCUGGCUCAUGCACUCAGGAAUCACUCCUGGUGGUGCUCUGGGACCACAUGGGAUACUGGGAAUCGAACGAGGUUGGCCACGUGCAAGGCAAACACCCUACCCACUGUGCUAUCGCUCCAGCUGUUUUUUUUUUUAAAUUACAUAAAUCAUGCAUUUGAUUUCAUUCAAAAUAAAUGUGUGAAAACAUAAUGAUCCCCUAGAAUUUUAAUACCUGUGAUAAACGCUGUUUGAGGACCACGCCUAGCAAUGCUGAGAGGUUAUUCCUGUGCUCAGAAAUAACUUCUGGGUGAGUGGGGCCAUAUGGAUGCUGGGGAUGGAACCCAGGUCAGCUGCAUGCAAGGCAGGCACCCUCCCCACUGUAGUCUCUCUCUAGCCCCUGUGGUAAACAGUUUGAAAUGUAUCAACUGAACUCUUACUUUCCAGAGAGUCCUUCCCUGUGCCUCCAGUUUCAGUAAACCACAAAUUCUUGUGCAAGAUUAGGAAUGUUUAAAUGAAGCAGCAGCCUCUGGGGGCCUCACUAUUCUUUACAUACGCCCACCUUGAUGAGAGUCACCCUUUGAUCUUGGUCUGAGAAAGAUGCCUUUUGGCAGAAGAACAAGAAGAGAAUGUGCUUUGGGGACAUUAUUAAAGUCCCUAAAAAUGAAGUCAAACGAUUUAAACUCAGUCCCAGUCAGAAAUCUGAGUAUCAAAAGGUACAGACCGGACUGUGGUCAGAACAAAGAAGACAAUUGCGGCGCUCAGUCUUGCCAGCCAGGAUGGGACAAGGGCUCUGUGGUCUUGUGCAGGGCUGGCAAGGUAAGUCCCUCAAUUCAACCCCUGGCAUGGCAGAAUCAAUGUUUUGUUCGGAAGUCUGGGAUGAUGCCAGGUCAUCUCUGCAGCUCAGUUUCUUCAUCUUUCAAACAGACACGCUACUCUACAACUUCAGAAAUCAAUAGAACUAUAAAAUGGUAUCGGUGGGUCCACUUUUGUUCAUGAAAGUGAAAAUGCCAAACAGAGACACUGCAGGGCAGAGUCACAGGAACAUUAGCUAUAGCUUGUUACAGCUCACAGUUCAGAACUGGAAGGGUAAGACUAAGCGGCUGGGAGAAGGGAGGUAAAAAUUUACCAGAAGGGGAAAGGUGUCACCCCUCAACUCCUUUGAAUGCUGAUUACUGUUUUACUCUGAAACUAGUCCUGGAACUACCUUCAAGUGAAAUCUUAAUUCUUUUUUUUUUUUUUUUUGGUUUUUGCUUUUUGGGUCACACCCGGCGAUGCACAGGGGUUACUCCUGGCUCUGCACUCAGGAGUCACCCCUGGCGGUGCUCAGAGGACCAUAUGGGAUGCUGGGAAUUGAACCCGGGUUGACUGCGUGCAAGGCAAACGCCCUACCUGCUGUGCUAUUGCUCCAGCCCCUGAAAUCUUAAUUCUUAGGGGAAGAAUUUCUGGCCGUUGGCUUAACACCAACUUUCUCUUGCUCCUAGGCUCAGAACUAGAGAACAUUUCCUGGUCUCAGUGCAGUGAGGUGUGGUCAUAUUCACUAAUGGAAUGUGAAUAAAAAGUGACAAAGGGCUGUUUUUCUGACCACAGCUUUUAAACCUGCUUUCCUCCUGGCAUGGAUUAUAAAUAACUAAGACUCAGCCAGGAUAACUCUUAAUAGGUUCCAAGUGAGGGAAUUAAGCCCUAAUGCUCUGAAACAUUCAUUAUAUGCAGUGAAUUAAAAAACAGACACUUAAAUCUUUUGGGGAGGAGGAAUGGGGAGAUGUUUUGUUUUGUUACUAUAUCAGGUGAUGCUCGGGCUAUACCAGGCCUGGUCUGACCCUGCAGUGCUCCAGUUCCAUGCAAUGCCAGGAAUUGAACGUGCGCCUCCUGCAUGCAAAGAAUGCUCCCGGCCCACUGAGCUAUCUCUCCAGCCCACUGAAAUUAUUUUUAGGAAGCUUAUUUCUCUAGAGAAGUCAAGGUGAGAAUGUUGACCUUGAGGAUGAGACAACUACAAGAUCAAAAGAACACAAUUCCCUGCAGCUGGAGCAAUAGUACAGGGUUUCCCUUGCACACGGCCGACCUGGGUUCAAAUCCCAGCAUCCCAUAUGGUUCCCCGAGCACCGUCAGCCAGGAUUCUUUUUUUUUUCUUUUUGCGCUUUUUGGGUCACACCUGGCAACGCACAGGGGUUACUCCUGGCUCAUGCACUCAGGAAUUACUCCUGGCGGUGUUCAGGGGACCAUAUAGGAUGCUGGGAAUCGAACCCUGGUCGGCCUCGUGCAGGGCAAACGCCCUACCUGCUGUGCUAUCACUCCAGCCCCCACCGCCAGGAUUCUUGAGUGCAAAGCCAGGAGUGACCCCUUUGAAUCACCAGGUGUGACUCCCCCCCACCAAAAAAAAUACGAUUUUUUUGGAGUAACCAUAAAUUCUGGCAAACCUGAGUAACCAUAAAUUCUGGCAAAAAAUUAAUGAAUCCCAAAGUCUAAGGCCCACUGGUUUUAGUAGUUAAUGCUACUCCAACUAAUACAUCACUGUAUAUUCAGUCUCCCUUAACAAAUCAGUUGUUUACACACCCUCUCAGUGAUUUAAAAAAAAAAGCAUCCAUAUCAAAUAUCCAUUUUUAUUCUUCUCCACAUACUAUCAACGGGUUACUCAGUUUUGACAGGAAUAUAUAUAUGUAUAUAUAUUACAAUCAGUUAAUUCAAAGUGCAACAUUUUUAAAUGCUAAUAAAAAAUAUUUCAAAUUUACAAAAUUAAUUACAAUUUCAAGGGAAAAAAAGAUGUACUAUACACCAACUUUACAUACAUACAGAAAAACAACUUUGAGGCUCUAAUGUUUAAAACUGCCUUUCUUUUUACCCUGCUAGUACCGAUUUACAAUAACAAGUGAAUACACUUUCUCAUGCACUGCUCUGUCUUCCGUUCCUUCAACUCACCACCUUGUUGUUUUCAUUUUCCGUUUCCAUCCCUGGCUUCAA
Messenger RNA from Sorex araneus (European shrew), 7685 nucleotides. RefSeq names its product 2-oxoglutarate and iron dependent oxygenase domain containing 1 (gene OGFOD1). Gene Ontology annotation, molecular function: iron ion binding; L-ascorbic acid binding; peptidyl-proline dioxygenase activity. Gene Ontology annotation, biological process: regulation of translational termination; peptidyl-proline hydroxylation. The record is from RefSeq and is a predicted model, not a curated record. Gene Ontology annotation, cellular component: cytoplasm. Lineage: Eukaryota; Metazoa; Chordata; Mammalia; Eulipotyphla; Soricidae. The coding region runs from base 74 to 1720 and encodes 548 amino acids. The transcript has 13 exons.